AAAACAGGUUCAACUACAGAAACCAGGAAGGAUGAAAUCAUUGAAAAAGUGAGGUUGAAGGCUGAAACAAAAGGUGAGAAAAUACAAUUAAUGUAACCAUAAAGUAUUGAGUUCUACUGUAAGUAAACAGUCCUCUUCCUUGAUGCCAAUCAGCCAGGUAAACAUGCGUUGAACAGAUACUCUGUUGAGCUGAGAAAAACUCACUUUUCUAUUCUUAUCACUCGGUCUCUCUUGUACAGGAUAUUGUGCUCACUGAUCACCCACACUCAUACAUUCAGGUAUUUACUGGUAAUCUAUCUAGUCAGUAAAAUGUACAAAGUUCUUCUAAUAGCAGUUCUAGGUAGGAGGAGCAUUGUUACCUCAACUUACUGAAGUGCAACUGAAGUGGACAGACUUACGGUACCACGGCACUGAACAGACGCACAUAACAAGAAUCUGUUUCUAAAAGUAUCCACCAGUUAGACAGAACAUCAAGACAAAGACACACAGUGUAGAAAUGGCUUCCUGCAGCAGUCUCCUGUUACGGAUCAGUUCCAGUGUUCUAUCUGUCUGGAUGUGUUCACUGAUCCUGUCUCUACUCCAUGUGGACACAACAUCUGCAAGGCCUGUAUCACCAAGUACUGGGACAACAACGAUCUGUGUCAAUGUCCCAUAUGUAAAAGGACUUUUGAUAAGAGACCAGGUCUCUAUGUCAACACGUUCAUCUCUGAGAUGGCUGCUCAGUUCAGGAAGUCAGAGCCACUGAAAGCUACCAUCAGUCCAGACCUGCGUCCUACUAAACCUGAAGUGUCAUGUGACUACUGUACAGGUACCAAGCUCAAGGCCCUGAAGUCCUGUCUGGUGUGUCUGACCUCUUACUGUGAGACUCACCUGGAGCCUCAUCAGAGAGUUGCAGCCUUGAAGAAACACAAGCUGAUCGACCCUGUGAAGAACCUGGAGUACAGGAUGUGUCAGAAGCAUGAGAGACCCCUGGAGCUGUUCUGUAGGACUGACCAGAUGUUGGUGUGUCGGCUCUACACUGAUAAAGACCACAAGAACCAUGACACUGUUCCUCCAGAGGAGGAGUGUGAAGAGAAGAAGACUCAAAUUAAGAAGACAGAGGGAGACAUUCAGCAGAUGAUCCAGGAGAGACUGGAGAAGGUUCAGGAGAUCAAACUCUCAGUACAGACCAGCAAGAGAGAUGCAGAGAGGGAUAUAUCAGACAGUGUUCAGGUCUUCACUGCUCUGGUGCGCUCCAUUGAGAGAAGCCAGGCUGAGCUCAUUGAGGUGAUUGAGGAGAAGCAGAAAGCAGCAGAGAAACAGGCUGAAGGGUUGAUUUUGUGAAGGUGGGGGUGUUUGUGGACUAUGAGGAGGGUCUGGUCUCUUUUUAUGAUGUCGAGGCCAGGUCUCAUAUCUACUUUUUCCACUGACUGCACCUUCACUGAGAAACUAUACCCAUAUUUCAAUCCCUGUGUGAAUGAUGGAGGUAAAAACUUUGCCCCUCUGAUCCAUCACUCCUGUCACACACUGAAAAACUAAGAUGUGGAAAUGCUGGACUUCAAAAGAAAAUGUUAUUACAAAAUAUUGAUCUGAACAACAGUUGUGGGUUUGUUCAAGACAGUAAUUUAGAUUUUCGAACAGUUUAAAAAAAAUCUGUGAACAGGUAGUGCUCCCCUGGUGGCUAACUGGGUAGUGUGUCUCAGACUAAGGUCUGAGUCAUGGACUGGGGUUUGAGUCUAGCCUGGACUUUUUCCUGCUUUUCUCUUUCUUACUACCUUUCCUCUCACUUUUUCACUGUACCAAAUAAAAGCAAAAAUCUGGUCAAUAAUCUUAAACAAGGAAAUAUUGUCCAGAAUCUAGUAAUAGGUUUUAUGAAAUAUGGCAAUGAUAUGAUCAGCUAAAUGUGAGAAUUGAAGUACAAUUACAUAAAAUGCAAUAAACGAAUA
Molecule: messenger RNA, 1925 nt
Organism: Hypomesus transpacificus
Lineage: Eukaryota; Metazoa; Chordata; Actinopteri; Osmeriformes; Osmeridae
Product: tripartite motif-containing protein 29-like
Exons: 2
Coding region: 712-1323 (203 amino acids)
Molecular function (GO): zinc ion binding
Source: RefSeq, a predicted model, not a curated record